Messenger RNA from Melospiza georgiana, 1176 nucleotides. RefSeq names its product angiopoietin like 5 (gene ANGPTL5). Bases 1 to 1176 code for a protein of 391 amino acids. Lineage: Eukaryota; Metazoa; Chordata; Aves; Passeriformes; Passerellidae. The record is from RefSeq and is a predicted model, not a curated record. The transcript is spliced from 8 exons.
AUGAACCACCACUUUAGGGUAACUUCAUUUAUUUGUCUUAAUAUUUUUUUGUUCGGUUUAGGAGAGACUGUCAUAAAUAAUGGCGAACCUUGUUCACCUGAGGACACAAGGAAUGUUGGAGCUGUGGAGGAACCACUCCAGGCAGAAGAGAAAAAUAAAUCUGCAGAUAUUUCAAAACAAAAAGAACAAUGCCUUGUACCAUGUGAUGCUCAAGCUAAAAUUUUACGAGGGGACAAACAUUACAUGUGCAGAAAUUUGCAGAACUCUCUUGCUGAAUAUGCCAGAAGUACAAAAAAGCUGGUAAGAGACAUGAUGGAUGAUCAACAGUCUUCGCUGGAUUACCUUUCUAAUCAGGUAAAUGAACUUAUGAACAAACUUGUUCUUUUGAACACAGUAAUUUUGAGAAAGCAUCUGGAUCCACUUCCUUAUAAAGUAGUUCAAUCUCAUGGUUUGGACUGCACUCAUAUUAAAGAUACUGUUGGUUCAGUUUCAAAAACUCCAAGUGGUUUGUACAUUAUCCAUCCAGAAGGAUCAAAUUAUCCUUUUGAGGUUUUGUGUGACAUGGAUUUUCGAGGAGGUGGAUGGACUGUGAUUCAGAAAAGAACUGAUGGAAUUGUUCAGUUUCAGAGAACAUGGUCUGAAUAUCUGGAUGGAUUUGGUGACCUUACUGGAGAAUUUUGGCUUGGACUGAGGAAGAUUUUUGACAUCGUAAAUCAAAAGGCCACUCAUUUCAGUCUUUAUGUGGAUUUGGAAUCAGAAAAUGACAAGCAUGCCUAUGCCUCAUAUGAUGGAUUUUGGAUAGAGGAUGAAUCAUGUUAUUUUAAGAUCCAUUUGGGGCAUUAUUCAGGAAAUGCUGGUGAUGCAUUUAGAGGAUAUAGAAGAGAAGAUAACCAAAAUUCCAUGCCUUUCAGCACGUUUGAUGUUGAUAAUGAUGGAUGCAGGCCAAUGUGCACUAUUAAAGGACAGCCAGUAAAGAGCUGCAGUAACUUCAGUGACAACACGGGAUGGUGGUUCAGCAAGUGUGGCCUUGCAAAUCUUAAUGGUGUUCAUCGCUACAGAGGGAGAUUCCUUGCAACUGGCAUUCACUGGGAUACGUGGACAAUGAACAAAAAGCCAGUCAAAAUUAAAUCAGUUUCAAUGAAAAUUCGGAGAACCAAUUAUCCAUAUUUCCAUUAA